Aspergillus wentii DTO 134E9 is the source of this 1548-nucleotide messenger RNA. RefSeq lists its product as uncharacterized. The record is from RefSeq and is a predicted model, not a curated record. NCBI's taxonomy places the organism in Eukaryota, Fungi, Ascomycota, Eurotiomycetes, Eurotiales, Aspergillaceae. Gene Ontology annotation, cellular component: membrane. Gene Ontology annotation, molecular function: carbohydrate:proton symporter activity. Bases 1 to 1548 code for a protein of 515 amino acids. The transcript has 9 exons. Gene Ontology annotation, biological process: transmembrane transport; carbohydrate transport.
AUGAAGUUCGAUAUCUUCGGGAGAGGGCGCACAUUGCGUAUGGCAGUGACCUUUACCUGUGAAAUCUCUUUUAUCUUCUUUGGCUAUGAUCAAGGACUCUUCGGCGGAAUCAUCGGCAAUGAAAACUUCCUCCAGGCCGUUGGCAACCCUGGCGACAGUGUCACAGGUAUCAUGCUCAGUAUCUACAAUCUGGGCUGCUGUGCUGGAUGUCUCUUGAAUUUCCUAUAUGGCGAUUACUUUGGUCGACGAAGAGUGAUGUGGAUUGCCAUGGCAUGGAUUCUGGUCGGUGCUGCAUUGCAGACGUCAUGCUUCAGUCUGGCACAUCUGAUGGUUGGACGAUUCAUCUGUGGCAUUGGGACGGGCAUCGAGACGUCGACUGUUCCCAUGUACCAGGCGGAGAUGUGCGAGGCAUCCAAGAGAGGUCGUCUGGUCUGUUCAGAAGUUAUUUUCAUCGGACUGGGACUUGUCGUUUCAUACUUCUUUGAUUAUGGCAUGAGCAGCGUCGACGGAUCUCUUUCAUGGAGACUGCCGGUUGGAUGCCAAAUGAUCUUUGCUUUGAUCGUGAUAGCCAUGGUGUUUGGUCUGCCAGAAUCCCCUCGGUACCUAUACAGCAAAGGUCGAAACGAUGAAGCAAUCCGAGUACUCUGCGAUGUUUACGACAAGGAGGUCGACGACGAGAAAAUCCUGCGAGAACAAACGGACAUCCUGGAUGCUCUGCAGCUGGAAACCAAUGCGAACGAAUAUUCGUUUCGGAAGAUCUUCAAGAAGGACGAGGUGCAAACCGGCAAGCGCGUUCUUCUUGCGUAUGGAAUGCAGUUUAUGAACCAGGCUGGAGGCAUCAAUCUUGUCGUGUACUAUGUUCCUACUGUGUUGGAAAACAAUGUCGGCUUGACUCGAGAUCUAUCGUUGAUCCUCAGUGGAUGCAUCCAAUGCAUGUUCUUCCUCGGUGCCUUUGUCCCGUCCUUCUUCGUCGACCGUCUAGGACGCCGUAAGCCCAUGAUGUGGGGAUCCUUUGGCCUGGGGAUUUCGAUGAUGAUGAUUUCUAUCCUGCUCAGCUUCAAGGGAACAUCGAUUGAGCAUCCAGCAGCCUCUGCCAGUGUGGCCUUUUUCUUCACCUUCACCCUCAUCUACAGUGCAUCUGCGAGUGCCAUUCCUUGGUGCUACGUGCCUGAGAUCCUGCCUCUACAUGCUCGUGCAAAGGGAACUGCAAUUGGUGUCUCGUCCAACUGGCUUUGGAACUUUGUCAUUGUCAUGAUCACACCCGUCAUCAUCAGCCGACUGCAGUGGAAAGCCUACCUCAUCUUCAUGUGCACCAAUCUCGCCUUCGUGCCACUCGUUUACUUCUGCUACCCCGAGACAUCCAACUUGACCCUGGAAGAGAUCGACCUGCUGUAUCGUGAACACGGUACAUCAGCACGCAUUGUCGCUGACCGAUACCAGAAGGGAAUCAAGGCCAGACGGAACGGUGUUGUGGAGGUGGAUAUUGAACGCAAGGCUGUCGAGGGAGUCCAACCUGAGGUUUUCCACGAUGAGGGUAAAUCGAUAUAA